GUGACUUCCUCUUUCCAGCCCAUUUAAGGCCCCGCCGGGAGCGCCCUGCAGCAGCGAAGGCGGUGCACAGCCAUGGGGGACUCCUUUAUCCGCCACAUCGCCCUCCUGGGCUUCGAGAAGCGCUUCGUCCCCAGCCAGCACUACGUAUAUAUGUUCCUGGUGAAGUGGCAGGACCUGUCGGAGAAGGUGGUCUACCGGCGGUUCACGGAGAUCUACGAGUUCCAUAAAACCUUAAAGGAACUGUUUCCUAUAGAGGCAGGGGACAUCAAUGCAGAGAACAGGAUUAUCCCCCACCUGCCAGCCCCGCGGUGGUUUGAUGGGCAGCGGGCCGCCGAGAGCCGCCAGGGCACCCUCACUGAAUACUGCAGCACCCUCAUGGGCCUGCCCGCCAAGAUCUCCCGUUGCCCCCAUGUGCUCAACUUCUUCAAGGUGCGCCCUGACGACCUCCAGCUCCCCAGCGACAGCCAGGUGAAAAAGCCCGAGACAUACCUGGUGUCCAAGGAUGGCAAGAACAGCAUUGCAGACAUCACAGGGCCCAUCAUCCUGCAGACAUACCGUGCCAUCGCCGACUACGCAAAGACCUCGGGCUCUGAGAUGGCUCUGGCCUCUGGCGACGUGGUGGAGGUCGUGGAGAAGAACGAGAGUGGCUGGUGGUUCUGCCAAAUGAAGGCAAAGCGUGGCUGGAUACCAGCAUCCUACUUGGAGCCCCUGGAUGGUCCUGAUGAGGCGGAGGACCCAGAGCCCAACUAUGCAGGUGAGCCCUACGUUGCAAUCAAAGCCUACACCGCUUUGUUGGAGGAUGAGGUGUCCCUGCAGGAGGGUGAAACUGUGGAGGUCAUCCAUAAGCUCCUGGACGGCUGGUGGGUCAUCAGGAAAGAAGACAUCACGGGCUACUUCCCGUCCAUGUACCUGCAGAAGUCGGGGCAGGACAUAGCCGAGGCCCAACGCCAGAUCAAGAGACGAGGAGCACCGCCGCGCAGGUCGUCCAUCCGCAACGCGCGCAGCAUCCACCAGCGGUCGCGGAAUCGCCUCAGCCAGGACACCUACCGGCGCAACAGCGUCCGCUACCUGCAGCAGCGCCGCCGCCUGGGGCAGCCGGGGCCGCAGAACCCAGGGAGCCUGAGGCAAGAGGAGCCGCAGACCCAAAGCCCGAAGCCGCAGCCAGCGGUACCCCCUCGGCCCAGCGCAGACCUCAUCCUUCACCGUUGCAGCGAGAGCACCAAGCGGAAGCUGGCAUCCUCCGUCUGAACCCGGGCUGGCGCCCUGGCCCCUCCGCCCUCUCGCGCCGCCUUCUGCCCCGAACCCUGUAGAUACGUGUAAAGAGACUGAGGUGUGGACACAGAGGGCAGCCCGGGUCCUGCCCCAACCUAGCUGUUCCCUGCCCUCAAUAAAUGUUGCUUGGAGUGGGCAUAGUCUCUGCAGGGAUGCGGGGCGGGCUGUGCUGCCCUUGAGGGUAUUUCUAGAAUGAGGACGGAGGUGUGUGAGCUCCGCUGGGGGAAAAUUGCAAGAACCAAGGUCCGGUUGCAUACUGACCUGGUCUUGACCAAGACCAAGUUUGCACAAGGCCAAGUGCAAGAGGAACCCGCAUGCCCUGCUGGCUGUUUGGACAGAAACUGCUUGAAUUCUGGGCCCACUGUAGAAGAGCCCUGAAGAAGAGUGGAGACAGGGCACAGUCAGGGCGGUAACCUUGACUGUGUGCUCCAGUUGACAAAAAAAAAUUGUAACUUAGGUAUUAGGGAGGGGCACCUCUGAUUAUUCACUGAGAGCCUGCUCAGCCCAGAGGCUGUACCAGCAAGCGGUUAUUCACUGAUGAACAGAGCAUCACCGUUUAGCCCAACACUGCAGCCAGCCCAAGGCCUCCGAGUCUUUGCUGGCAGGGCUUUCCCAAAGAGUUGAUUCAAAGGAAAAUAGCCCGUGAAUGGUCCAGUCAACAGAAGGCCACCCAGCCUGACCCCUGCUGUGCCCUCACCUUUCCCCAACGGGCUAACCACCAGGGAGCAACACAUGGCAGAUGUGCUGAGGGUGCAUGACAGACAUCUGCUAGGUCCCCAUAUCAGGCACAGUGACCUUAGAAGAGGAAGAACAUGGACUCUGGGGUCACAGAGACCGGGGUUUGAACCCUGACUCCUCCUCCACUGGUGGUGUGGCACCAGGCAGGCCAUUAAUCACUGAGCCCCAGUUGCCUGUGUAUGUCCUGUAGGACUGGCAGGGCCACACCUCUGAUUUGGUGUCAACAGCUGCUUGGGUACACCAGGAACUGGUCCCCACAGCUCCCAUUGGAAACCAGACUGUCCAGUGUCCCUUCCCCAAGAGGAGUCUUCGAGCCAAGCAGCCCAGCUGCCCCUGCAGCCGGCCUCCCGAGGGCAGGAAGUGGGUCGCUUCCCCUGAAGACACGCACCCAGGCUCCAGCCAGGCCCGGUGCCUUAUGCAGCUAACCAUCUGGAGGCUGGUCUCUCCCUCCCACAGCCUGUACCAUUUUUAUCCAGGCCUUUCUCUCCAUUGUUUCCCGAAUGGGUCAUCAGGUCCAGAGCCCCAGCUUUUUUGUACCCUAGUCAGAUUUAAUUCCUCCAAUCCCUAAAGUACUCACAAUUUUGGAUAUAAUUCCAGUGACCGAUAGAGAUUAACACACACACACACACACACACACACACACACACACACACAAAACAUAUGCUUUCAAAUAUAUAUGUAUAUGCUUUCAAAUGGUAACCCUCCAAGGGAAAAAUGCUAUAAAGGAAAGAACAUUAAUUACUUGGCCAACUGGCAAAACUGGAGUCCGAAUGGUAAACUAGAUAAAAGUACUGCAUCCAUGUUCCACUUGGCUGGAGUUGGUAACUAAACUAUGGUUAAUUAAGAGAAAGUCCCUAUUCUUAGAAAAUAGUUCCUAAAGGAUUAGGGUAAAUGAUGUAGGUAACUUUAUCUCAAAUGACUCAGAAAAAAAAUUAUGCACAUACAUUUAUACACACAUUACAGACACAGACAUUCAUUUAUGCACACUUACAGGCAGUGCUGUACACCACACACACAAAAGGGAGAGAAAGCAAAUGAUAAAAGAUACAAUGUUAAGAUGAGAAUCUAGCAAAAGAACAUCUAAGUGUUCUUCACACUGUUUUCAUUUCUGCAACUUCUGUAUAAAUUUGAAACGAUUUCAAAAUAAGUUAAAAAAAAAAAAGGCAACCUCCAAACCUCACCUUACUUUGCCUUUGAAAGCCUAGGUUAUUUAUUUUGGGUUCCCCAUUUUCAGCCCUACCUUUCUGGAUUCGUGUGGAGGCGCAGAGAUAGAUAAUACUGGAACACUAUGGUAUGUGAAUACACCUCCAGCUGAUUUUCCUUGAGCUUGGAAACAUGUUAGAUCAUAAGGGAUACCAUACACAAGGGGGGAGAUAUACAUGUGUGGAGAU
Molecule: messenger RNA, 3401 nt
Organism: Manis javanica (Malayan pangolin)
Lineage: Eukaryota; Metazoa; Chordata; Mammalia; Pholidota; Manidae
Gene: NCF1
Product: neutrophil cytosolic factor 1
Biological process (GO): respiratory burst; superoxide anion generation
Cellular component (GO): NADPH oxidase complex; cytoplasm
Molecular function (GO): superoxide-generating NADPH oxidase activator activity; protein binding; phosphatidylinositol binding
Source: RefSeq, a predicted model, not a curated record